AGUAUAAAGAAUGUUGAAAGGGAAAAAAAUAGCACCAUAAUGUGACACGUGAUAUUUUUGGUAUUUGUUUUAACAUUAUGUUACUGAUUUACUUUCUUCAUGCGUUAUGAACACUUCGAUAUAGUUUUUAUCCUAAUAGUUGUAUAUUUAAAUGAUUCUAUUCCAAAAAUUAAAGAAUGACAAGAUUGACAACUAAUUCUAACCUAUUCUUAAUUUGUUUACCCUGAACAAGAUUCAACUUGUUCCUAUUUUACUUAACCAAAACCAGUCUUGACAUUUGACACUAUUCAUAUUUUUCUAUGUGGGUCUAGAUUCAGAUCCAGCAGUUGCUGGUUCCGGGUCAAGAAACCGGGUAGUGGUACCCAUUUUUAUUUUUAUUUUUUUUAAUUGAGCCCCAUAAUCCGAUAGAGAAUCAACAACGUGUCAGUAUGUGGAGCGCUGAAGAGUGUGUUAUGCUAAUACCGUUGGAAAACACCAGAAACACGAAUUCUGUGAUUCUGUUUGAAGAUGAGAAUGAGAAUGCUCCAAUUUCAGCAAUUACAAUGCCAACAACACUUCAAUGGCGUCUUUCUUUCUCACUCUUCUUUACUCCAUUCCUCCAUUCCACGGAUUUCGAGACCUUCUACUGUUAAGUGCUCGCAAUCAUCUCCUACCAGAACUCAAAGGAUAAUGGAAAGCAUAUCGGUAGGAACAGAAGCUGGUGGUGCAGGAGGAUCGUAUUCUUAUACCGCUUUGAAGAGGUUGGAUCAAUUAUGGACAAACAUUUGCUCUGCUGAAACAGUAACUAAACCACCACAGGUAGUUACUAGUGUUACAGGCCCUUUUGUGCAUGAUGACACUUCUGGGAAGUCAGUAGAGAAUUUUGAUGUGAUAGUUUGUGGAGGUACUUUGGGAAUUUUCAUUGCCACUGCAUUGUGUGCCAAACGCCUUAAGGUCGGGAUUGUGGAAAGAAAUAUACUGAAAGGGAGAGAACAAGAAUGGAAUAUUUCAAGAAAAGAGCUUUUGGAACUUGUAGAAGUUGGCAUUUUGAAUGAAGAUAACAUUGAACAAGCUAUAUCUGCAGAAUUUAAUCCUAAUAGAUGUGGAUUUGAAGAGAAGGGUGAGAUUUGGGUCAAGGACAUUCUUAAUACUGGAAUUUCGCCAGCUAAGUUGAUUGAGAUAAUGAAGGAACGCUUCAGGUCUCUUGGUGGUAUUAUCUUGGAGGGUUAUAGUGUAUCUAGCAUAUGUGUAUAUGAUGAUUCAGCAGUUUUGCAAGUAUCUGAAGAGAAGAUUUUAUCAUCACGCCUAAUCAUUGAUGCUAUGGGAAAUUUUUCUCCUAUCACAAGACAGAUACGAAAUGGAAGGAAGCCAGAUGGUGUUUGCGUUGUUGUUGGUUCCUGUGCAAGUGGCUUUACAAAUAACACCACAAGUGAUGUCAUCUAUAGCAGUGCAACAGUGCAGAAAAUUGGUCAAUCAGAAGUGCAACUGUUUUGGGAGGCGUUUCCAGCUGGUUCCGGUCCCAUGGAUCGUACAACUUACAUGUUUACCUAUAUGGAUCCUCAGCCAGGAUGCCCUACCCUGGAAGAUCUCUUAGAAAGUUACUGGAAAUUGAUGCCAAACUAUCAGGGAGUUUCUCUGGAUGACCUCGAUUUUAUGAGAGUUGUAUAUGGCAUAUUCCCUACUUAUCGUGACAGUCCACUACCAGCUGCAUUUAAUCGUAUUCUACAGUUUGGUGAUGCUAGCGGUAUUCAAUCCCCUGUUUCAUUUGGUGGUUUUGGAAGCUUGACCAGGCACCUUGAGAGAUUAUCGUCUGGAAUAUACGAAGCAAUUGAGGGCGAUUUUCUUGACUCGGACAGCUUGUCACUGCUGAAUCCAUAUUUGCCCAAUCUAAGUGCUUCUUGGCUAUUUCAAAGAGCAAUGUCAGCAAAACAACAGCCUGAUGUAUCGCCUUCUUUCAUCAAUGAUCUACUUCAUGCUAAUUUUCAGAGUAUGGAGAAGCUUGGUGAUCCUGUUUUGAGACCAUUUCUUCAGGAUGUCAUUCAAUUUGGACCCCUGGUCAAAACAUUGGGUUUGGUCAUGCUUACUAAACCUCUCAUCAUUCCUUCCAUAUUCAAGCAGGUUGGUUUUCCUGUGCUGAUUGAUUGGUCCGGCCAUUUCUUUAUGCUUGGUUAUUACACAUUCCUCUCAAGCUUUGUAGAUCCUUUAAUUAGGUCUUCAAUUAACAAAUUCCCCUCCAAGAUGAAGUUUCAAUGGAAGCGAUAUCUUGAUGCUUGGAAGUACGGAGCUGGUUUAGACUAUAGAUUGUGAAGUACUCCCUCCGAUUUUUUUUUUUUUUUUUUUUUUUUUUUUUUAAUGCAUCACUUCUAUAUUUAGUAACUUUAUACUAUUUUUAUCAUUUUUCUCUUUUACUUUAAACCUCACUCAAAUUAUUUUAUCAUUUCUCUCUCUUCUAUGGUCCCCACUUAAAUAAUAAAAAUAUAUAUCUUCUCUCACAUAUUUUCUCUUUUCUGGUCCCCAUCUUACUUUUACUAUAAUAAUUUAUUUAUCAACUCACAAUAUUAUAUUACUCUCCUAAAACUUUGUGCAUUUCCAAUUAAUACAAAUAAAAAAAAAAAUAAAAAAAAAGAGGGAGUAAUACAUUGUUGAAAUACCAGAAACGUAAGACAACUUAUUCAAUACUUCUUCAUAUAUUGUAUGAUUUGAUAAGUACAUAAUGUGAUACUCUUAAACUUCUAUGUAAUUUCCAGCAGAAAAUUAAAUGAUCAAGUGGUUUUACCUUUUAUCUUAAAAAAGAUAGAAAUAUACUGAUUAUUUUCCCGGUGGACUGAUGGUGUUUUGAUAUCAAAAUAAUUGUUAAUGAUGGUCUUCUAUAAAUUUAGAGCAUGUUUGGUAAGAGUAUUUAUUGGGUUGGAAACGGAUUCAACUAAACCAUUACCAUUAUCUAGUGUUUGAUUAGAAGGUUUAGAUUACAAUUACCAUAAUCUAAGACUAAUGGUUUCAACCUAAUUUUAUGUUUACUUGUUUGCGUGUAUGUAUCACUGACUAAUUACAUCGAUUUAAAAAGAAAACCUAAAAUUGCUAGUCUUAUUAAAAUCAAAAUAGGACGAAUCUGAUCGUUAACUUCCCUCCCCCCCAAAUAGAUCUGAUUGCUUAACAAGUCUACCACGUUUCCCCUACCAUAGUGUAAUGCAGUUUCAUACGGAGUAUAAUAUUUUUAUUUUUAUUUUUUGACAACGUCUUAUGGAGUAUAAUACUGUAGUAUUCUUCCCUCCGUUUUUUUUUUCCUUAAAAGCUACACUUGUUAUUUUUGUCCGUUUUUUUAAAGCUACACUUUCUCUUUUAAAAACCCAUUACAAUUUAAUAAUGUAUCUUUACCUACUAGUGAUCCAUAUUGUCUUACUUUAUCAUUUUUCACUCCUUCAAUGGUCCACACUCCUUUCUCACCACUUUACUUUUCAAUAAAAUAAUAACUUUACCAUCUUUUCUUAGGAUUUUUUUAUUACCUGAUCUACCCAACUAACAUCUAAUUUUAUUAAACUCCGCACAAUCCUAACUAUAGCUUUAAAAAAAUAACGAAGGUUGUACGCAUAAUUUCCUUAAUUUUAAAAUGUGUGACAAAUGUUACCUGUUACAUUUAUUGGAGACAUCAGCAUUAUAGCUUUUAUUAAUCACACUUUCUUUAUUGUAUAAUUGGUUAAUUAUUUACUACCUCCGUAAAUUGUUAUUUGCAACUUUGGAAUAUUUUAUCUCUCACAAAUAAUACCCCAAAGUUGCAGAUAACAAUUAACGGAGGUAGUAUAUGGAAUAUAAUUGCUUAAAUAUACUUCGUACUCCGUAGUUUUUAUUCAAUUUUUAUACAAAGUAUUUAAAAUUUUUUGGGUUUUUAACAUGUCUUUUCAUGAACUUUUCUCAUGACGACUUCUAUUUAAAGAAGAUAAUAGGUUGAAGGUUAGUUGCAGCUCAUUGUUUGUUCAGUACCACAUUCUCUUAGGCUCUGUUUGUUUCAAGGGAAAAGCCUUUCCUUGAAAAUAGUUUUCCUAUUUUCUAUUGUUUGUUUUGGACUGUCCCACAAAAUGGAAAAUAACACUAGAAAAUACUUUUCCAUUGAGGCCCAAAUAUUUUCCCAAAAAAAUCAAGGGAUUCCUCUUUUCCAUCGUUGCUCGCUGCUCUCAUUCUCUCAUCCUCAAGCUCGCUGCUCUCUCUCUCUCUCUCAUCCUCAAGCUCGCUGCUUCAAGAUCUGCUAUCACAAGGUUAGUAUUAGUUAUGAAACUGGAGCGUGGAUUGUCUACCCAAAAAUCAUCUAAGGUAUAACUUUGCCCAAAAACCACUAUCGAAUUAAUAUACAUAUAAGUAUGCUUAACCUUUUGUUUUUUUGAUGGAAUUGAUGUAGAUGACUAAUGAUACUAAAGGCAUUGUUAUUGGCGCUAUGGCUGCUGUUAUUCCCUACGCGCUUGCUUUUCUUAACGAGCAUAGGUCUAAAACAA
Messenger RNA from Chenopodium quinoa (quinoa), 4463 nucleotides. RefSeq lists its product as uncharacterized. Lineage: Eukaryota; Viridiplantae; Streptophyta; Magnoliopsida; Caryophyllales; Amaranthaceae. The coding region runs from base 508 to 2286 and encodes 592 amino acids. The record is from RefSeq and is a predicted model, not a curated record. The transcript has 19 exons.